Molecule: messenger RNA, 1206 nt
Organism: Priapulus caudatus
Lineage: Eukaryota; Metazoa; Priapulida; Priapulimorpha; Priapulimorphida; Priapulidae
Product: POU domain, class 4, transcription factor 3-like
Exons: 3
Coding region: 22-1083 (353 amino acids)
Biological process (GO): regulation of transcription by RNA polymerase II
Molecular function (GO): DNA-binding transcription factor activity, RNA polymerase II-specific; RNA polymerase II cis-regulatory region sequence-specific DNA binding
Source: RefSeq, a predicted model, not a curated record
GUGAACUCGCGCGACAGAAUCAUGAUGAAUAAACAGCACCACGUCAGUCUGCACCCACCUAUCGGGGGGUCGUUACCCGGCCGGUACAGCCCGCCGUACCGCAGUGACCCGAUGAGAAGACAUUGCAUGAACCCACCGCCGGGGAAUCAGAAUUCAUAUUCACCGACAUUCUGGAAAUCUUCAGGACUACUACAUCAGUCUCUUCACCAUCCGGAUGAUGUACAGAAGGGCAACCUCUUCGGAGGACUCGACGAAAGCCUCCUGAGUCGGGCCGAGGCGCUGGCAGCCGUGGACAUCUCGAAGAGCUCCAGUCUUCACAUGAAGCAUCAUGACGGCAUGUACCCUCACCCAGCCAACAUGGGCGCGCACCCUGGCGGGCGACCACAGAUGUCCCAUCACGGCAUGCACCACGACACGAUGGACCUCCUGGAUAUGUCGGCGCUGCCUGCUUCCUCGAUGGGCAUCGUGUCUAGCAUGGGCACGACGGACCAUCACAACGUCGCCUCGCCGCACAACCCUCACCACGGCUCCAUGUAUCACCAUCACGGCAUGCAGGCGUCGCACCACGGCCUCAACCCUCACAACAUGUCCAUACAUCCAGACCAGGACGCCGACCCGCGCGAGCUGGAAGCGUUCGCCGAGCGCUUCAAGCAGCGACGCAUCAAGCUUGGUGUGACGCAGGCAGACGUCGGCAACGCACUCGCAAACCUCAAGCUGCCCGGCGUCGGCUCGCUGAGUCAGUCGACGAUCUGUCGGUUCGAAUCGCUCACACUCAGCCACAACAACAUGGUAGCGCUGAAACCGAUCCUGCAGGCGUGGCUGGAAGACGCCGAAGCGAAGGCUAGGAAGGGAGAGAUCCCCGAUCAGUCGGGAAAGGUCGGCGACAAGAAGCGGAAGCGGACGUCGAUCGCGGCGCCGGAGAAGAGGUCGCUGGAAGCGUACUUUGCCGUGCAGCCGCGGCCGUCGGGUGAGAAGAUUGCCGCCAUUGCCGAAAAGCUGGACUUGAAGAAGAAUGUGGUUCGCGUGUGGUUCUGCAAUCAGCGGCAGAAGCAGAAGCGGAUGAAAUUCUCGGCGCAGCAUUGACUAUAGAUGUGAGGUAGCGUGCGCUGCGUGCGCUGCUCCACGACUGCGUAUAUAGACACGGGACAUCACGGACACACACAGACACACACACAGACACACACACAGAGAGAGACAUACGGACAU